UCACUCUUCAUUUUAGUAUCCACUCGUCGACUUGUCAACGGCUACUGCAUAAAAUGCAUCGAUUCGUGACAGUGUGGAGGCCUGCAUUGCGGGGCUUGCUGGCCUCUCGAUGGACAGUGGGAACGUUGGCGUCGGUGCUCAUCUCGUCGCUGUGUUGGUGGCUGCUCUCGGAGCUUGCGGAGUCUGACCACGCUCUGCUUCGUGUUCUGCCUAAUGGACUUCGCGGUUUCUGGUGUGUGGAGCUCGAAGGCCACAUCGAUGCCCACUACUAUCGCCCCGACGCUUGUGUCACUGCUCGUAAGCGCACCGAAUCCAUUACAGAGCUCGUGCGUGUCUUCAGUGCAAUGCUCGACAAGCGCGACGUCGACUAUUGGCUCGACAGUGGCACCUUAUUGGGCCAGUUCCGGGCUCAAUCCGUCAUCCCUUGGGACGAUGACGCCGACUUUGGCAUGACCAUGGAAGGCUACGAGCUGCUUCAAGACACUCGGUGGGCCGUUCCAGAAGGGUAUGAGCUCCAAGUCUACGAUAGCAACAUCCAUAUAGCACGAGACCGCGACUGGAACAUCCCUGCUCGUCUUGUGGACAAAACCUACGGGUUCUAUGUGGAUGUGUUCGUAUUCACGGAAUCGGAAGCCAAUGGAGUCGAGAUGCUGGGCACCCACCCGUCAAGUUGCUGGCAUGCGUGCUCAAAGUGCCUGCAGAUCGAUCGAUACGCCAAACUGCUUCUCAUCCCUCGUUAUUAUGUGUUCCCACUACUGAGCUGUCCAUUCGCCGACUUCCGAGUGCUUUGCCCAGCGAGACGAACGCUCUACCUAGAGCAUUUGUACGGACCAGAUUUUCGAACGCCACAAAGAACGUGAAAUCGCUUUUCAUUAACAAGAAGUUAGGACGACAUGAAUUCUCUCGGCAACAAGAGCUCGAUUUCCAUGGUGACCCCUACACACUUGGUCUAAGCUGGAGAACAAAUUUGCUGUGUGCCUGGUGAAACUUGAAUAGAAUCUUUCAGCAUUUUGUCCAAACACCCCAGGUAAGAUUGCAUGGGAAUAGAUAGUUUCACGAGCGUUCAUGGAUCGUUGGCUCGAGCCGUGACUGAGACACCCCGCCCCACCACAAACGCGAGGUUCACUUGAACAAGCAUGCCGCAAUAAAUGAAGUAUCUUCGUUGAGCGAUCUCGCGCGUUUGCCAUGCUGAAGUACAUAGGAUAAUACAACACACAUAAUAGCACGGGUCACUCCACAAACAAGGACAAAAGGAGCUGGCAUUCAUCUGGCGUGGGUCCACUGCUUCGACGGCGUCGCUGGCCAAACUUUAUCAUCUGGGGGUAAUGACCAACAUGGCCCCGUUUGCUCACUUCCCGCAAUAUAUGUAUCACCGCCAUGGUGGAGUCUCCGCCGUGGUCUGACACUCCAUCCUUUCACAGCCAAACAGCAUGCGAAGCAGGACGUAUUGUUCCGCAAGACGAGAUUUCUUCCUGAGGAACUGAUAAAGUGAACUCGUCAACUUGUGAUGCAGUUGAUACACCAAGC
Phytophthora nicotianae INRA-310 is the source of this 1527-nucleotide messenger RNA. RefSeq lists its product as hypothetical. The record is from RefSeq and is a predicted model, not a curated record. Lineage: Eukaryota; Oomycota; Peronosporomycetes; Peronosporales; Peronosporaceae. The transcript has a single exon. Bases 54 to 860 code for a protein of 268 amino acids.